Molecule: messenger RNA, 622 nt
Organism: Rhopalosiphum maidis (corn leaf aphid)
Lineage: Eukaryota; Metazoa; Arthropoda; Insecta; Hemiptera; Aphididae
Product: obscurin-like
Exons: 5
Coding region: 86-622 (178 amino acids)
Source: RefSeq, a predicted model, not a curated record
CAUUAAAGGAACAAGUCGUGGAGGUGUUAUUGAAGAGUGUAAUGAAUGGUGGGACACUAAGGGUGAAUUUAAAUCGGGAAGAUCGAUGAAUAAUGAAUCUUCUCUCGCAGUCGGGGAAAAUGCAACAUUUGAAUGUGAAAUAGAGGGUGCCACAAAAGUCACAUGGUUGAAAAAUAAUAUGCCAUUACCAAAUACUAUUGCUAAUCGAACUUCCAUCACAGAAGACAAAGAAAACAAUUUAUAUAAAUUACAGUUAAAUAAAGUAAUAAUAUCAGAUUCGGGAACUUAUACGGUUAAAGCUGAAAAUGAUUUAGGAGAGUCUACGAGUACAGCGUUACUAUUUGUUGAAAAUCUUUCAGCAGAUGAAAAGAAAGCAAGAGCUAAAGCAAACGCUCCAAUUUUUGCUGUUAAGCUUGCUGAUACUCAGCUUUUAGAGAACACUCAUGCUAGAUUUAUGAUUGAGAUAAAAGCAAAUCCAUUACCCAAAUUGAGAUUUUUCAAAGGAGAUAAAGAAAUAUCUGAUGAAAACACAAGAAUACAAAUAUUAGAAGUAAAUAAGAAAAAGGUCUCUAUGAAAUGUUUUACCUAUGUAAAACAGAAGAGGCAGGAGAAUAUCGAGUGA